AUGGAGAAGAACGCAGCCCAAGAUGUGAAAACUGCGAGAAAGAAGACAGAGCUUGCCAACGGCGCUCGCAAGAAAACCAAUGCUCCUGUCCGUCCGACCACCGAUCCUCCUGUCCGAAAGAACAUCGAUCCUCCCGUGCGGGAAAACACUGACAGCCCAUACCAACCAGGCCGCAAUCGCAGUCACAAGCGUGUACUAAACGACACUGCCGCCAGAGAGGCCACAGAGCCACCAGCGAAGCGCACGAGGGCGUCGAUGAAUGGAAGAAUGCAGAUGUCCACCGCUAUUCUUGAUGACGAGUUCCACACACCCAUGGAGUCUCGAUCGAGAUCAAUUUACUCGAUUACCUCUCUUCGUGGCAGCGACACUAGUCUCGGUGAUAGCCACAAGACAGACAUCGGCAUUGUUGUAGACGAUUCACACGCCGAGUAUGACCUCCCUCUGAGAAACGAGGGGCAAAACGAUGCCGACGGAUGGCACGAUGUUGAGUCUCCCCCUGUGGAUGUUCACAGAGACGAGCGACUUACCAGCUUCACGCCGUACCUUCCCUCUGGAUCUUGUACGAGUACCAAACCCCAGAACGCAGGCCCAAACUCAACACAGAGUCAGGAAGUAGUAAUCCAACAGAACUCGAACGGCGGUACCAGCAUCUUCGAGGAGCUGAGCAAAUACUUCUCUGCUCUAAACUCCAAACACGAUAAGCUUGUCCGCGAACUCCGCUCGGUGAACGCAAGGCUCACCCGACGUGUCGAUCAACUCGAGAAUCCACAGACAAAUUCGUGGCAGAAUCUGGAGGCCAGACUCGUGGCCCUCGAAAAGAUGCCAACUCCCCAGCAGCAUGGACAGGAGUCAUGCACCACUGCAACUGCCACUAGAAUGCUCGAAGCACGCCUCCUCAAGCUCGAAAAGGCAAAUGCAGGUCUGAGUAAUGAUGGUGGCAUGGGCGACGGGCUCAAACGUCUGGAGGGCUUGACAGAACGAGAAAGGGGCGAAAGACGUGCUCAAGCAGGCAGGAUCGAGAACAGAGUCACGAACCUGAGAGAUGAGCAAGCGGUGCUGCAGAAUGAGCAUCUCGGACUGAACACUAGGCUCAACGACCUUGCGAAGAAGAUGCACCAGUCCACAACUCAUGUGUAUCUGAUCAGAGAGUCGACGAUACCGAUGUUGAACGCCGCCUUUGCCGCCGGAGCCUUAUCGCAAAGCGAGCCUACACACCAACUCCCAUCCUACAUCCCUCUUCCUCUCCAAGAGUUCCACACGGAAUGUACAGACCCCUCGAAAAUCCACCGUAAUAAUCUCACUCCUCGACCCUUUGCCCCGUCCACCGAUCCGCGCCAUCUAUUCCCCCUUCUACUUCUCCCUUUCUCCCCAUCUCCUCCUCCCGCAUUAUGCGCCCUCACCAAGACUUCCACACGGAACAGAGGUGUUAUAUAUUUCCAAUUCUGGUCCGCGCAGGAACCUCAACUACUGGGCGAGAUGGUCCACUUGGCUGCCACAUGUUCCUUUGUCUCUCGCGGUGAUGGACUCUUGGAAGGACGUGGGGCGCCUCUGGAGCGGCGAAUGUGGAAGACCGAAUGGCCGGGGCAGGCGGGCAUAGGCGAUAUGGUAGUCGAACAUUCAUGUGGCUCAUUGAGAGAGGAUAUGCCACGGAGGGCGGAGAUAGAAAGGGACAACACUGCAGAGGAAGGACGACGCGUCAAACAUGUCCAAUCGCACAGCAAGGAGAAACGAGGACAGAGAAGAAGGAAGCAGAUACGCGCAGGUAGAAAGAGCAAGAGCAAUCGAACAGAUUCAUCGUAG
This is a messenger RNA of Aureobasidium pullulans EXF-150, 1800 nucleotides long. RefSeq lists its product as uncharacterized. The transcript has 8 exons. The record is from RefSeq and is a predicted model, not a curated record. The coding region runs from base 1 to 1800 and encodes 599 amino acids. Lineage: Eukaryota; Fungi; Ascomycota; Dothideomycetes; Dothideales; Saccotheciaceae.